CGACAUCACCAUCCCACCUAGUCACAACGAUUUAGGGUCAAUCUCCGAGACAGGAGGGUGCUCUUACCUCCACCUCCUCCUCCUCCUCCCCCUGGAUCCCCCCUUUUCUAUCAGUAUCUCCCUCCCACUCUAUCUCGGUGUUUUAUGUCUGCGUCACAACAAGUCGGUGGAGAGCGAGAAGGCAGGGAUGAUGGCGUCUCUGGCGGCUUGAUUCCGGGGCUGCUUUUUUUUUAAAUUUUUAAAAAAAAAAAUACAAACCCGCCUUAUUAGCAUCAGGAGAGAGAAAGAGGGAGAGUGAGGGGGGAGGAAGAGAGCAAAAGCGACGGGAACAUGACGAAACGGCACCGCGGAGGACGGACAAACUAGAUUGAGAGACGGACGGACAGUCAGUCGCCCUCCUCCUCCUCCUCCUCCUCCUCCUCCUCGCUGACGGCUUGACUGACACACACAGGCGCUUGGCACAGACAGGGACAUACAUGCACAUCAGCCACUUUUUGCAAACACGCAGGCUGCGCAUCCGAGCGGUCAGUAAUUGGGAGAUCCACAGCAGAUGAGGGCAUUUCAUGUCCAGCCAGUCCAGGAAUCACUGUGACCCCGACGGAAAGGAGUUCGACUUGACAGGAUGGGGGGAGUAAGUGAAGGAGAUGAUGUGUUGGCUCGAUGGAGUGAUGGACUACUGUACCUCGGCAAUGUGAAAAGAGUAGAUGGAGUCAAGCAAUGUUGUCUGGUGAGGUUUGAGGACAACUCCGAGUUCUGGGUGCUGAGAAAGGACAUUCACUCGUUUGCUGCUGGAGUGGAAGAAGUUUGCUGUAUUUGUGACGCUCCGCCUCUUAAAGAACCACUCAUAAAUUGUCUUAAAUGUCGCCACGGUUAUCAUCCAGAGUGCCACACGCCAACCAUCGAACCGGAAGCUGACAGCGAUUCGUGGAUAUGUCGGCAAUGUGUCUUUGCAGUCGCAACCAAGAGAGGCGGGGCCCUCAAACGGGGACGCUUCGCUCGGCUCAUGCAGUUCAUGAAACUGCGGCUCCCCUACCAGCUAUCGUCUUUGGACUGGGACCCGCAGCAUCUGACCAAUCAGCAGCAGUGUUACUGCUACUGUGCCGGACCUGGAGAGUGGAACCUGAAGAUGCUGCAGUGUGGAAGCUGUGGUCAGUGGUUCCACGAGGCCUGCACACAGUGUCUAACCAAGCCAUUGCUGUACGGAGACAGGUUUUAUCAGUUCCAGUGCUCAGUUUGUACAAAGGGACCAGAGACAAUCCAGAGACUACCCAUGACAUGGGUGGAUUUGGCUCAUUUAGUGCUCUACCAUCUCUCGCUGUGCUGCAAGAGGAAAUACUUUGAUUUUGACCAUGAAAUCCUGUCCUUCACCAAUGAGAAUUGGGACUCGUUGCUUCUAGGCGCGCUCUCUGACACGCCAAGGCAGGACCGCUGUCACAAUCUCCUCAACGCUCUAAACUCCCACAAGGACAGGUUUGUUUCUGGAAAGGAGAUCAAGAAGAAAAAGUGUCUUUUUGGACUUCAAGUUCGAGCCCCGCCGCCACUGACGUCGGAUUCGUCGCCCCUCAUCACCGACCCACCUAUCAACAUCACGCACCGGAGAAGCCCUUUGUCACUACCCUGCCAGAGGAGAGUUGGGGGGCCAGAGUCGCGUAAAUCAAAGCGUCGCAUCAUGGAGACACAGGCUUGUCCACCUCCAGUUGCUGCCAACCCUAUUGAGCUGCUGCCAUGUUGCCAUGGCUACAUGGGAGGGGCCAGCCUUUACAACUCCAGGAAGUCAGAGGAGGAGCUUAACUUGAGCUCUCCUCCCAAGCGGAUGUACGCCCUGUACCACACCACGUACAACGGAAACACUGCACUCUCCAGGAAUCUCCAUCACUACAACAGUGUGGACGACACCUGCAGGUUACCGCCAACAUGCUUCCCGUACCCCCUCAACAACAAUGGCAGCCAUCACCACCACCAUGUCCACCAGCACCACCACAGCCACCAACACCAGCCAGGGCAGAAGCCACUGGAGCCCGUCAUCCUUCGUGACCUUCCCCCUUAUCAGGCCGGCAUGGGCGGAGGUGGAGGUGGUGGUGUAGGAGGAGGAGGAGGAGGAGGAGGAGGAGGGGGAGGGGGAGGUGGCAGUGGAGGAGGUGGAGUGGGAAUGGGAGUUGGGGGCGGGGAUGGGACAGUGUCCAGGAACUGGGGAGGCGGGGAGGCGGUGAGGAUCUUGGCGAGGCGUGUCACACCGGACGGGAAGGUGCAGUACCUGGUGGAGUGGGAGAACGUGAGUUUGUACUGAGAGCGAACACCAGACACAAUGACUGUUCCACGGUUGCCACAGGACUACUGUGUACGUGAUAUGUGGCAGUGUUUAAAGUACGAACGAAACAAAAAGAGAGAAAAAAAACAAAACGUUGCAAAUCCAGGUUGCUCUCAUAGUAUCACCUCUAUUCUACAUCAUUAUAACCUCACUACUCGUUACUAAAUGUCCCUCUUUGCUAGUGUUUCUCUGAUAUUUGUACUGUUAACUUUGGAAUAUGCCUUUGCAUUUAUCAUGUUUUACAGUGAUGAGGGAAAGUAUUCAAACCUUCUGAAAAUUUGUCAAUAUCUGGGCUACAUCAACAGAUACAGAAGAAGACAGAUUACUGUAGUUCUAGUAGUUAUGCAACAGUUCAAAAAUAAGUAUUACUUCACUGUUUUCAACUAGUUACUGUUUACUUUUAGUUACCACAAAUAACAGAGUGAAGAAACUUUAGCAUAAAGUAUGGAAGCAAAGAUAAUAGGUCCAAAACUCACUAUUUUGAAUGUUGUAAUUGGUUUAAAUGGCACAAAAAACAAAAUGUAAUGCACAAAGGACAAGUUUUGGUUUAGCUGGGGCAAUGUGCUGGACAAAGCUAAAGGAAGAUACCGCGGCCUCCAAAGAAAUCGUACUUCUUUCAGUCUUAUACUAAGCUGAACUAAGUUUCCUCUGGCUGUAGCUUCAUAUUUAAUGAAUAGACACUACAGAGGAGUCUCUGUCUUCUAAUCCAGCUGUCAGCAAGAAAUCAAAGAACUGUACUUUCCAAAAUGUGGAACUAUAUCUUAAUUUAAGUCAAGUGGAAUCACCAUUAUUUACAUUAUAUGGCACUUUUUUAGGCCCUUUUUUGCCUUUAUUGUAGAGGACAAUGGAGAGAGAGACAGGAAAUGUGGGGAGAAGAGUUGGAGAAGGACAUGCAGCAAAUGGCCAUGGGUCAUUGUAAGACCAUGGGCACUGCAUCGGGGACUAUAGCCCCUGUUCAUAGGUUGCCAGCUCAACCAGUUGAGCUACCGGGGCGCCCAUAUGGCACAUUUUUAACAACAGAUACUGUGCCAAAGUGCUCUUCAUUAGAGAAAUAGGAGAAACAUUGCAUAGUUAUCCAACAAGUUUAAAUAUAAUACAAAUUCAUCCCAUUUAAAUAUUAAGGUUAAGAACCUACAAUAAUGUAAUUAGAAUAAUAAUUUACUUGACUUAUUUAAAUAUUAAGGUUUAGAUGCUAAAAAAGUAUACAGAAAACCCAACAAAUUUAAAGAUUCCCUUUGUGUAGUCAUUUGGCAAUAGGGGACAAUCAGCUUAAUAUGAAUUACAUAACAUACUGUUUUAUAAAUGGGGCUCAGUAGUUUUAGAAUUCCAGCAAUUUGCAACACAGCGAUUCUUCUUGCGUAAAAUGAACUUGAAGGACUAGCAAAGUACCCAGUCAGCACUAAUUUGAUAAUUUGUAGUUCAAAAGAUGGAAAGAAGGCCAGCGUGGAAAUUGAAAAAAGUUACAUUUUCUGUUUUGUAGCUGUUCAAGUGUAUUUUAAUAGUAUAGUUGGCAUCAUAAUCACUGAUUAUGGCACACAUCAAAUGAAACUACAAAACUUGACCUUUUUAAGAAUACUAGUUGCUUUUCUGUGCGAUGAAGUGCCAGCAAAAAAUAAAUAAAAAAAAAUGUAAUGCCCAUCAAAUUUAUCCAGAGUUAAAGCCUACAUAUAGCUGAACAUCUUUCCAAACACCCAUUACUUAUGAGCUCAUCAGUGCAUAGAUAUGGAACACAAGAAGGAGCAGAAGCGGAGCUUUGUAAUGACGCUUGUCACAUAUUUAUACAUACCGAGGUAAUUGCAUUAUGUACACAGAUCCAACUUCAUCAUAAUUAAUAAACAUUUGCCUGGUUUGACACCUCUGCAAGUAGGCUAUUGUGUUUACACUCGAGUGAAUAAAAUAAUGACAGUUGUUUCUGUUCAGCACUAAGCACAUAUUUUUUCCAGAUAUCUAAGUCAUAGCAUCAUGCUUCUGAUAUUGUCAGUUUCCAGACAGUUUCCUAUACACAGUUAUUAAAAGAUAUAUCUCUACUGCCAGCAUUUUAUGGUGAGAUAUAUGUAAAAACAUAACAAUGUCUGAUUUUUUUUCUCUGUAAUACAAAGACUAAUAUAAAAAAUCUGCAAGUAGUAACAUCAAAUGAUGGAAGAUCAGGAUAGAUGAGACUUGUGAAAAAAACAAGGUACAGCAUGUAUGUCUAGCACUUAAAAUGACCAAGAUAAGAGCCUUAAAGGCGAUGAAAUUACCCUAGCUCACAGGGUUAAAUGCCACAGUCAUUACAGUGAUUAUCUGUAACCUAGGUGUCUAAAAUGACACCUUUUUCAACCAAGUCUUGCCCAUUUAUAGUCUAGACAUCUGAAGCCUCAAGUCACCACACAGGUGUUUAGCGGCUGCUUAAAACAGAGAGAAGUUUUCACAUUAGAGUUGUUCUUCUUCAAGGUAACAAACAGAAGCAGCGUUCCCCAUCGGUUGAUGUCCAAGGAAUGAAGCAGCAGCCAACACCACGCUCACCAUCAGCCCUCACUUUUGUAGCUCCUCAUUCAUCAACUUAUGUUCACAUGGAGUUCAGUGAGAAAAUUAACCCAGAGAAAUUAGCAGAGAUGAAUGAUCCGUCAUCAGUGAGAGGCUUGAUGACAGCUAGGCGGCGGCUGCUGGCUGCUCAUAAAAAAGCAGUAACCUCUUAAUUGCUGGGAAGAGACAGAAUAUUACAGUCAGUCUUAUAUUUUUAGCCACGUAGGGGGUAGUUUAAUAGCAGAGGAAUCUGACUAUGGCUCCAUAAACAACAAAUUCUCUGGAGGUUUUCAUGUUUUCUCUCAUUGCAGUAUGUUAAUAAGAGAUUGUAUACACAUUAUUAUGGGGUUACUUAUUUGUUAUGUUAGAUUUUGUCAUACAUAAUUUACUCUUAGACUACUGUAUGUCUUAGAAAUAGGAGCCACAAGAGGGCUUUUGUUUUCUAGAUAGAAUUAUAUAUUCACAAUAUAUUGCUAUGAUGGAAUAACUUUAUUUAUUUAUUUAUUUUGAUGUGGUUGCAUAGUGCCUAUAUGGGUUGUGUACCUGCAGAUUGGUCUGCUGAACAGAUGGAUGAUGAGCGAGGAAGGCUCUUAAUCAGCUGACAGACGUGUGAAGGAGGACCAGUUAUAACGAACAGGACUGUGAUGUUACUGUACAUUCCAAAAUAACAAGAAAAAUAAUAUAUAUGUUAUUGAAAUACAUGUUUAAAGUCAUCAUAACAGAUUUUAUUUAGGAGAAAAUGUGCUUUUUUUGAUUAUUGUUUUGAUGAGAGUUUCAGUUUGAGUCACAGAACAUGUAAAAACAAAAGACACCAACUUAAAUCCAUAGUAUCUUCCAGGGUCUAUAAUUUAACAACAAAGCAUAAAGUCUAAAUGCAUUGAUCAGCUGCUCAUGUCCCUUCCACUCAGAUGUGUUUAUAGAGGCAAGAGGUGGUACUGAAGUUGGAAAUUUUAUCUUUGUGCAACCAGGUUACAUAAAUCUAGAAUACUGUGGUGCAAGUCUCAGAGUUUAUAUUUUAUACAGAGGUUUAUUUCAGCAAUCUGUUCGAUAAAACUUCCAUGACAUGUACAUUUUGUCAGUUUUAUCCUUGAAGACAAACCACAUUACAGGUUCAGUUGAAAAAGCAAAAGACAAACACAGCAUUUAUGCAGUUCUAAUUGAUGCAAAAGAGUUUCUUUGAAUACCGACCUCUCUGUUGAAUUAUUUCCAGUGGAACGAUGUUGCAUUGCAAUUCUCAUCCUCCUCAGUGACUAUUUGACUGUAGUUUAUUAGGAAGGGGUGUGCUGAAAACCUUUCUAGGCGAUGGUGAUGAAUGUAUUUGUGUGUUUUCUAUGGUAUGUCUAUACCCGUCAAGUGCUUGUUAUAGGUUGUACUCUCGGUGGAACUCAACCAGACUAGUUUAAAACAAAAUAGGAGGAAAUAAAGACAUCAACAUUGAGGAAAAAAACAUUUAUUUUGGGAGACGGAGUCUUCUUUUUCUGAUUAGUAGUCAAGUCCAAGUUCAGUUCGAUGUAUUUUUGGAGAAAUUAUGUUUGUACAUGUAUACUCUGCGUUGACACACCUAAUAUGUAACAUGAAUAAUAAAAAAAUUUCACCUCG
This is a messenger RNA of Amphiprion ocellaris (clown anemonefish), 6412 nucleotides long. RefSeq names its product PHD finger protein 1 (gene phf1). Lineage: Eukaryota; Metazoa; Chordata; Actinopteri; Pomacentridae. Gene Ontology annotation, biological process: chromatin organization; regulation of DNA-templated transcription. Gene Ontology annotation, molecular function: chromatin binding; DNA binding. The transcript has 15 exons. The record is from RefSeq and is a predicted model, not a curated record. Gene Ontology annotation, cellular component: nucleus. The coding region runs from base 623 to 2287 and encodes 554 amino acids.